UCCCGCCAUGCUCCUUCCUCUUCCUAUUUAUCAUUCCUCAUCCUACCUUCCUGGAAUAAAAAGAGCUUUGUUCCAAAUCUAUCAGUGUUUUAUCACAAUGGAAUACAUUAAGAGGCUGAUAGGUCGAGAAACGACAGCGGCGAGCUCCAACCCUCAACCGACAAGCUCCAAACCCCCGCAGCCGCGCAUCAUGGCGGAUCCACUGUUGUGUUCACGUAGUGAAACCGUGAGGAAGCUUGCUACAAUACUUGACGAGGAACAGGUGGUCCAUGUGAGAGGAACACCAGCCUCCGGCAAGUCUACCCUCGCCAAACUUCUCCACAGUCACAACAGGCAAAACCACAUACCAUCAGUCUUGAUACACGCAAGAGAUGCCGGCUUAACUUCCGUGACUCCAGACACUAUCAGGGAUACAGACGUUACCUUUCUCAUCGACGAGGCACAGAUGUCCUAUGAAGAUUAUGGGCUAUGGUUAGACUUUAUCAAGACCCAGAAUGGCCGCCGAUAUGGACCCAGAAUCUGCUUGUUUACAUCCUACGGCAGCCCCUCCGAGGGGCCAGACAAUUACCCCACUGGUAGCCCACUUACAUACCUGGGGGUCCAACAGCGAAUAUCUAUCACUCCAUCGAAGAUUAGAGGCUCUCCACAGAUCAGCCUCUUCUACACCCGGAGCGAAUUUGAUGACGUUGUACAACGGAUAUGUACGGAUGGUCGGCGGCCAGUCCCGCUUCAUCGUGACGCAGCGGAUUAUAUUUUCUCUCUGACUAAUGGUCACCCUGGUGCGGUUUACAGUGUGCUUGACAUGAUCUAUCAGGUGCACCGGUCGGAAAUCAAACAUGGGAAAAUCAGGGAGGUGGGAAAGGAUCAUAUAAUAACAAUGUUAGAUGACGAAGAAGAGUCUUUCCGCAUUCUUGGGCAAUCAGUGGUGAAACGGUCUUUUGUAGACCGACGAAGGCUCAGUCACCAUGCAGCGGACACUCUCCGAGAAGUCUUGAAGAAUGGAAGCGUUCAGCGUGACCUUAGCAAUGACGGCAUUAGGAAUUGUUAUGAAUCUGGAUGGUUGCACUCGGAACCGCUUGAUGCCGAUGCGAGCAGUAUUGUUUGUGUAUUCCCAACAAGACUGCAUGCUAAAUACGUUGAACAUUAUCUCACCGCUUCUUUGGUGUCCUUCCCCAUACAGAGAUACCCCACCAUUGGAGAUCUGUCGGAAGCAGCCCUAAGGCGAUUUUCGCUACGAAAUCUCUCCUCUAUAACACGAGUAGGCACUGGGGCCGUUGUCCGGCCCGUUGAAGCUUGUUAUCAAGACGAAUUUUAUCGGUGUUUACAUGAGGUUCUUGGGUUCUCGUCAAACGUCUCCAGUGAAUGGUCUGGCGGUGGCAAUGGCCGCAUUGACUUCAGAAUUGCUGACCUCGCAUGGGGUAUUGAAUUGUUACGAGAUGGAGAUAGAUUGGACGCCCACUGCUCCCGAUUUGUAGACAACGGAAGUUACACUCGGUGGAUCGAGCAAGGCGAAUUGCGUGACUGGUUGAUCAUAGACUGCCGGACUUCACCUCCUCGCCCUUACAAUGUACCGGGUACGAAGCUUUGGAGGGCUGUGUUUGCGGUGGACUUCUCUUCCAUUGAAGUCUUGGAUGCUUCCAACAAUGUGGUCAUUCCUCGGUUUCCGUUGAUGUCUUAGCUCCACUACUUGUUUAUCCAAGGAAACCGUGCGUUGUAUCCUUUGUUGAUCAAUGGGUAUUAUUAUAUUCUGACGACACUCUUCUUGAAACAAUCCUUUUAUAUCCGUCUUACUGUCUUGUUAGUUAUAUACUUAAUAAGAGGAGAAACCCCAAGUCACGCAAGUCUCA
This is a messenger RNA of Aspergillus campestris IBT 28561, 1847 nucleotides long. RefSeq lists its product as uncharacterized. Lineage: Eukaryota; Fungi; Ascomycota; Eurotiomycetes; Eurotiales; Aspergillaceae. The transcript has 6 exons. The record is from RefSeq and is a predicted model, not a curated record. Bases 98 to 1678 code for a protein of 526 amino acids.